AUGGAUCAGAAAUUGCAACUAUUACUGGAUCGAUCUGAGUUAUUUCAUGACAACCACCAGGAACGGGAAAUAAAUCAUACCAUAAAUCAUGAGGUUGGUGUGGGUUUCAGACAUAAUCAUAAUCACCAAGUCAUUCCAAACCAUCCAACAGAUGAAGGGGUAUUUCCUAAUUACAGACCAAAGGUAGAUUUUCCUCGUUUUGACGGCGUUAACCUCAGAGCUUGGAUUUGUAAAUGCAAGAAGUACUUCUUCCUACACCAGGACUAUCAAGAAGGUAAGGGUGCUAUUUAUUGGGAUGAUUUUAUUAUAGAUGUUUGUACAAGGUUUCAAGAAUUGGGUCAUGAUAGUGUUGUAGGAGAAUUUAACAAGCUAGAUCAAACUGGUAGGGUUUUGGAAUAUCAAGAACAAUUUGAAGAAGUUAAAGCAUUGAUGUUAGCUAAGAAUAAGUCCCUUACCGAGGAUUAUUUCAUUCAUAGUUUUGUUACUGGACUGAAAGAAUACUUAAGAAUGGUUGUACAAAUGUUUACCCCUACUACACUACAACAAGUUAUAUUCUUAGCUAGAAGACAGGAAUGUAUUAUGGACAAGUAUGCUCACUCUCAACCAAAGUUUACCAACAGGCUUUCUUAUGAGAGUAAUACUCUGCCCACCUCCACUAAGGCCUCUACUCUGACACCAUUGGUCACUUCCCCAACUGUUACUAGCCCUACUACCAGCCCAAAAAUGCCACCUUUGAAGAAACUCACCUAUGCAAAAAUGAGGGAAAAAAGAGAGAAAGGACUCUGUUACAACUGCGAUGAAUUUUAUACCAAGGGACAUAAGUGUAUUAAGCAACAGUUGUACAUGAUAGUAGCUGGUGAUGAGGAAGGACUUCAUUCUGCAGAAGUUGGAGAAGGAUCCAUCCCAACUAUUAUGAAAUUAGAAGAGAAAAUGGAGAUCUCAUUCCAUGCCUUGGAUGGUAAUAUCUCUCACACCUCUAUUAAGAUUAAAGGACGGGUGAAGGGACAUGAGCUGACUAUUUUAGUGGAGAGUGGUAGCACCCACAGUUUUCUUGAUCCAUCAGUUGCUAAACGGUGUGGCACAAAUAUACUUCCUACCCAGACAUUACAAGUUACAGUGGCAGAUGGGAAUAAACUGUUGAGUCAAGCUAAGUGUCCUGGAUUUACAUGGGUUAUGCAAGGAAAUACCCUCUCUCGUGAUUUGCAUCUCCUAGAAUUGGGUGGCUGUGAUAUGGUUCUCGGGGUCGAUUGGAUGCGAGAGUUGAGUCCAAUGCUAUUUGAUUUCAAGAAACUGACCAUUACGUUUCAACACCAGGGUAAAAAUAUUGAGUUAGUUGGUCACACGGAGGAAGCUACUGUUUCUAUCAUGAAUGUUACGGCUCCUUCAACUGAUAUUGCUGCUCCAAUUGCUGAAGUCUUGGAUCAGUUUUCUUCAGUCUUUCAACUUCCAACUUCACUUCCUCCGCAACGGGCACAUGAUCACCAUAUACCAUUGUCACCCAACUCAGUCCCACCAAAUCAGAGGCCCUACCAUGUUCCAUUUGUGCAGAAGUCAGUUCUUGAGAAACUAGUGCAAGAGAUGCUCAUAGAUGGGUUUAUCCAACCUAGCCACAGUCCGCUUUCUUCUCCGGUGCUGUUGGUAAAGAAAAAAGAUGAUGACUGGCGUUUCUGCGUGGACUAUCAUAAGCUGAACUCCAUGACCAUCAAAGAUAAGUAUCCUAUUCCUAUUAUUGAUGAGUUGCUUGCAGAGCUUCGUGGCUCUAAAAUCUUUAAACUAGACCUUCAAUCUGGAUAUCACCAGAUUUUAGUCCACCCUCCAGACAUACAAAAAACUGCUUUCCGUACACACCAUGACCAUUUUGAAUUUUGUGUCAUGCCUUUCGGGCUCACCAAUGCCCCGUCAACAUUUCAAUCACCAAUGAACGACAUUUUCAAACCUCAUCUUAGGAAAUUCAUCCUUGUUUUCUUCUAUGAUAUAUUGAUUUAUAGUCCUGACUUAACAUCACAUUGCACUCACCUUCGUAUUGCACUGUCUCUUCUACAACAACAUUCACUCUUCGUCAAGUGUAGUAAAUGUUGUUUUGGACAGCCUCAGGUCGAAUAUCUAGGUCAUAUCAUUAGUCACGCAGGGGUCGCUAUUGACCCUGCUAAAAUUGAGUGUAUGUUAAAGUGUCCUAGACCUACAACUCUCAAGGGUCUGCGUGGUUUCUUAGGUUUAACAUGA
This is a messenger RNA of Papaver somniferum (opium poppy), 2223 nucleotides long. RefSeq lists its product as uncharacterized. The transcript has 2 exons. Bases 1 to 2223 code for a protein of 740 amino acids. The record is from RefSeq and is a predicted model, not a curated record. Lineage: Eukaryota; Viridiplantae; Streptophyta; Magnoliopsida; Ranunculales; Papaveraceae.